Messenger RNA from Suncus etruscus (white-toothed pygmy shrew), 1169 nucleotides. RefSeq names its product serpin B8-like. NCBI's taxonomy places the organism in Eukaryota, Metazoa, Chordata, Mammalia, Eulipotyphla, Soricidae. Gene Ontology annotation, molecular function: serine-type endopeptidase inhibitor activity. Gene Ontology annotation, cellular component: cytoplasm. The record is from RefSeq and is a predicted model, not a curated record. Gene Ontology annotation, biological process: negative regulation of endopeptidase activity. The transcript has 6 exons. Bases 10 to 1134 code for a protein of 374 amino acids.
CCUUCCCAGAUGGAUCAUCUCCAGGAAGCAAAUGGCAAUUUUGCCAUCAACUUAUUCAAGAUGUUGGGUGAAGCAGACUGCUCCAAGAACGUGUUUUUUUCUCCGCUGAGCAUUUCCUCUUCUCUGGCCAUGGUCUUAAUGGGGGCCAGAGGAGACACAGCUACCCAGAUGCUCCAGGCACUUUGUUUGGAUCCAGGCGAGGCUGUCCAUGCUGGCUUCCAGUCCCUGCUUCGGACUUUGGAAGGGACCAACGAGCAGUGCCUGCUCAGAACGGCCAGCAGGCUCUUCGGGGAAAAGACUUGUGAUUUUCUGCCAGACUUUAAGGCAUCCUGCCAGAAGUUCUACUUCGCCGAGCUGGAAGAGCUGUCCUUUGCAAAGGAAACAGAGGAUUGCAGGAAGCAUAUCAAUGACUGGGUGGCAGAAAAGACUGAAGGGAAGAUUUCAGAGAUGCUGAGUGCUGGAAUGAUUGACCCUCUGACUAAGCUGGUCCUCGUGAAUGCCAUCUAUUUCAAAGGAAAGUGGAGCGAACAGUUUGACAGAAAACACACCAGGGGGAUGCCCUUUAAAGUCAACCAGGAGAAAAAGACAGUGCAGAUGAUGUUUAAGAAAGCUAAAUUUGACACGGGCUAUGCUGAGGAGGUUCAUGCCCAAGUUUUGGAUCUUCCCUACGCUGGUGGGGAGCUCAGCAUGGUCAUCCUGCUGCCUGAUGAAGAAACCCCUCUCUCUGAGGUGGAAAAAGUACUUACUUAUGAAAAGCUCAGAGCCUGGACAAGUUCUGAAAAUUUGACCAAAGAGAAAAUUCAAGUGUUCCUUCCCCGAUUGAAGCUAGAAGAGAGUUAUGACCUGGAGUCUUUUCUUCGAAGCUUAGGAAUGACUGAUGCUUUUGAUGAAGCCAAGGCAGACUUUUCUGGAAUGUCCACUCAGAAGAAUGUGCCCGUGACCAAGGUGGCACACAAGUGCUUUGUGGAAGUGAACGAAGAGGGCACAGAGGCAGCGGGGGCCACGGCAGUCAUCAGGAAUACCCGCAGUAUCAAGAUAGAACCCCGGUUCUGUGCCGACCACCCUUUCCUUUUCUUCAUCCUGCACCACAAAACCAAAAACCUCUUGUUCUGUGGCAGGUUCUGUGCUCCUUGAGCAGGUGACAUUGUAUUACAAGGGUUUCUUUUCCU